Andrographis paniculata is the source of this 8575-nucleotide messenger RNA. RefSeq names its product protein SABRE. The coding region runs from base 237 to 8102 and encodes 2621 amino acids. The transcript is spliced from 23 exons. The record is from RefSeq and is a predicted model, not a curated record. NCBI's taxonomy places the organism in Eukaryota, Viridiplantae, Streptophyta, Magnoliopsida, Lamiales, Acanthaceae.
UUACACCCCUUGUACAUCUCUCUGACUACCUUUCCGUUCUCUAAAUUCUUUCGCAAAAUCGAACGCUUGAUCUUCCAGUUCUUGAAUUUCGGAAUUGAUUUUUCUAUUUUCCGAUUGAAGGUCAAGCACCUAUAUUGAUUGAUUCAGUUGCCGGGCAGAUGAAGGCAUGCAGUGGCAAUGCGUUCCGGUUGUAGACACAAAAUUGGGGUGGAUCGGCUGGAGAAUUUGAUUGGGAAAUGGGAGCUUCUCCGGCCAAGUUCUUGUUCGGAUUUCUGUUUGUGUCCAUCGUCUUAUGGAUUAUGUUCGUGUUUGCUUCCAGGUUACUGGCAUGGAUUCUCAGUCGGCUUAUGGGGGCCUCAGUUGGAUUUCGGGUUGGGGGUUGGAAAUGCUUGAGAGACAUUGUUCUGAAGUUUAAUAAGGGUACAAUUGAAUCCAUAUCCAUUGGAGAAAUCAGGCUAAGUUUGCGACAGUCUUUGGUUAAGCUCGGGGUUGGUUUCCUUUCUAGAGAUCCAAAAUUGCAGGUGUUAAUAUGUGAUUUAGAAGUAGUAAUAAGGCCUUCAAAGAAAAGCACUCCGAAAAGUAGGUCAAAAAAGUCCCGCAGCUCAGGCAGAGGAAAAUGGAUGGUUGUGGCUAACAUGGCAAGGUUUUUGUCAAUUUCUGUGACCGAGUUCGUGUUAAAGUCACCCAAGGCUAUUUUGGAUAUUAAAGAACUGAGAGUAGACAUAACCAAAGAUGGUGGUUCUGAAGCUGGCUUGUUUGUAAAGCUUCUGAUUUUUCCUAUUAAUGUACACCUUGGUGAAUCGCGAGUAACAUCUGAUCAGCUCAUAAAUUCUGGUGGAUCUUUCACUUUUAACCAGCCCAUUGAUGGGGCUUGUUCUCCUUUCAGAUGUGAAGAAUUGUCUCUCUUGUGUGAGUUUGGUCAUGAUAGGGAAUCAGGUGUAGUUGUUAGGAAUUUGGAAGUUUCAAUUGGGGAAGUCCACAUUAACUUAAAUGAAGAUUUACUUCUCAAAGAGAAGGAUUCGUCAGACCCUUCUUCUCAAACUUCCUCACAAGUGGUACAAGCGGAUAAGGAAUCUGGUUCUGCUAAAAAACCACAGCGAAAGCAAGCUUUGCCUGCUGUAUUCAAGCACACUUCUAUAUUUCCUGAGAAGGCCUCCUUCAUUCUACCUAAACUUGAUGUGAAGAUUGUACAUCGGAGUUAUGGACUUUUGGUUGAGAAUGACAUUAUGGGAAUCCAACUAAAAUGCACGAAAUCUCAAGCUGUUGAAGAUGAUGAGAACAUAAGACUUGAUCUUCAGAUGGAGUUUAGUGAGAUCUAUCUGCUCAGAGAAGCUGGCGUGUCAGUUGUGGAAAUACUGAAACUUGAUGUUGUUUCCUCCACUUACAUUCCACUAGAGCCUAACUUUUCUAUCAGAUCUGAAAUUGAUGUUAUGCUUGGAGGCACACAAUGCAACUUACUUGUGAACAGAUUAGAGCCAUGGAUGCAAAUUCGCUUGCCGCGUAAGCAGAAAAAAGAACUGUUGGAAGAAGGUACUGUAAAAGAAAAAUCAAAGUCAUCUGAACAGAAGAUAAUCUUGUGGACAUGCACUCUUUCAGCCCCUGAGAUGACUGCUGUCCUUUAUAGUUUGGAUGGCAUCCCACUUUACCAUGGCUGUUCACAAUCUUCACACAUAUAUGCUAACAACAUAUCUGGCACAGGUGCAACACUACACAUGGAGCUUGGUGAACUGAACUUACACAUGUCUGAUGAAUAUCAGGAAUCUCUGAAAGAAAGCUUGUUUGGCGUGGAAACAAAUACAGGUUCAUUAAUGCAUGUUGCUAAGGUUAGUUUGGACUUGGGCAAGAAAGAUAUGGAUUCACCUGAAGGUGGUUUGAAAAGUAAGUUGGUGCUUGGUGCUGAUGUUACUGGUAUGGGUGUGUACUUGACCUUUCGGCGUCUUGAAUCACUGAUAUCAACUGCUUUAUCCAUGAAGGCCUUGGUGAAAAAGUUAUCUGCUUCAAGUAAGAAACCAACACAAAUCAAAGAAACAAAGAUAUCACGGUCGUCCGGCAAAGGGAUCCGCCUUUUGCGAUUCAAUCUUGAAAGGUGCUCUGUGAAUUUCCAUGGAGAUGUGGGCUUGGAUAACGUUGUUCUUCCAGAUCCGAAACGUGUUAAUUAUGGAUCCCAAGGUGGUAGGGUUUUAAUUACCAACUCUGCAGAUGGAACCCUCCGCACUGCUCAUAUAUUGCCUACAGUUUCAGAAGAAUGCAAUACGCUGAAGUAUUCUUUAUCACUUGAUAUUUACCACUUCAGCUUUUGCAUGAACAAGGAAAAGAGAACCAUACAGGUGGAGCUUGAAAGAGCUAGGUCAUUUUAUGGGGAAUUUCCUGAAGACAAGAAUUCUGGAGGAAAAAUUUCAUUACUUGAUAUGCAGAAUGCAAAGCUCGUUAGGCGAUCCGGAGGUCUUAAAGAAAUUGAGGUCUGCUCUCUCUUCAGUGCCACAGAUAUAUCUUUAAGGUGGGAGCCUGAUGUGCACAUCGCAUUAUUUGAACUAGGGUUGUCUCUGAAGUCAAUGCUGCAUAGUCAUAAACCUCAAGCACAUGAUGAUGGGCAGACAAUUCACCAGAUGAAAGAUAAUGAGCCAAAGGAGACAUCUUUGGGUUCCAAGAAAUCUGAAACACCAUCAAAGAAAAGAGAAAACAUUUUCGCUAUCGAUGUGGAAAUGCUUAGCAUUUCUGCCGAGGUUGGAGAUGGAGUUGAAGCAUUUAUCAAGGUUGAAUCUAUCUUUUCAGAAAAUGCUCGCAUUGGGGUGCUUCUUGAAGGAUUCAUGCUCCAUCUGAAUGGAGCUAAAGUUUUUAGAAGCAGCAGGAUGCAAAUAUCUCGAGUUCCUAAUCCAACUGGAAGUUCAUCGGAUGGAAAAUCUGAAACACUUACUAUUUGGGACUGGGUAAUUCAAGCCCUUGAUGUGCAUAUAUGUAUGCCAUUUAGAUUGGAACUCCGUGCAAUUGAUGACUCGGUGGAAGAAAUGCUUCGAGCUUUGAAGCUGGUGAUUAAUGCUAAAACUAGAUGUAUUUUUCCUCAGAAAAAAGAUCAGGCUAAACCCAAAAAGGCUAGUUCAACAAGACUUGGAUGCAUAAAGUUUAGCAUACGAAAACUAGUUGCUGAUAUCGAGGAAGAACCAAUACAAGGUUGGCUUGAUGAGCAUUAUCAGCUUUUGAAGAAAGAGGCUCGUGAAUUAGCUGUUAGGUUAAGUUUUCUUGAUGAACUUAUUUCUAGGAUUAAUGGUGAUCCUAAUGAUUCUGUUGAAGGGAAGAUUCACCAUAAUGAGAAGGUUGAUUGUAAGGAUGCUUCAGCUAUUCAGAAAUUGCGUGAUGAGAUAUACAAAAGGUCAUUCUGGUCAUAUUACCAGGCAUGCCAGAGCCUUAUCCCAUCACAAGGAUCUGGUGCCUGUAAAGAUGGUUUUCUGGCCGGUUUCAAGCCUAGUACAGCCAGAACCUCUCUUUUUUCCAUUUGUGCUACUGAGUUAGAUUGCAGCAUCACAAAAAUUGAGGGUGGUGAUGCUGGGAUGAUUGAAGUUAUACAGAAACUUGAUACAGUAUGCCGGGCCCAUAACAUUCCAUUUUCAAGAUUGUAUGGGGGGAACAUCAAUUUGCGUGCAGGCUCGCUUGUUGCUCAGAUUAGAAACUACACUUAUCCGCUAUUUGCUGCAACUGGUGGUCGGUGUGAAGGUCGUCUUGUGCUAGCUCAACAGGCAACCUGUUUCCAGCCACAAAUUCAACAAGAGGUCUACAUUGGAAGAUGGAGGAAAGUGCAGAUCCUUCGCUCAGCUAGUGGCACAACGCCACCAAUGAAAACAUAUUUGGAUUUGCCUAUACAUUUCAAGAAAGGGGAAAUUUCAUAUGGUACUGGUUUUGAACCUUCCUUUGCUGAUAUCAGCUAUGCUUUCACUGUGGCUCUCCGCAGAGCUAAUCUGUGUAUUAGGAAUCCAAAUCCUGUGGUUCACCCUCCAAAGAAAGAAAAGAGCUUACCUUGGUGGGAUGAAAUGAGAAAUUACAUUCAUGGGCAUACCACUUUAUACUUUUCUGAGACAAAGUGGAAUGUUCUUGCAACUACUGAUCCCUAUGAAAACUCAGAUAAACUACAUAUUGCUACAGGCUAUAUGGAAAUCCAGCAAUCUGAUGGUCGGGUUUAUGCUUCUGCUAAGGAUUUCAAAAUAUUUGUAAGCAGUUUGGAGAGCUUACUGAAAAAUUGCAUCUCGAAACAUCCUACAGGAUUUCCUGCGCCUCUUAUUGAAGCCCCUGCAUUUGCUCUUGAAGUAACAAUGGAUUGGGAUUGUGCAUCUGGGAAUCCGCUGAAUCAUUACUUAUUUGCACUACCUAAUGAGGGUUUACCUCGUGAAAAAGUUUACGAUCCGUUUCGAUCAACAUCUCUUUCCCUGAGAUGGAAUUUCUCCUUAAGGCCUCUCUCUCCAAAUAAUUUCCAGUCACCAUCAUCUUCUCUUGAGAAUGGAGUAGUUCUGGAUGGAAUUUCUUCCAAUCCAUUAUUAACAGGGAAUGCAUCAUAUGAUUCACCUACUCUGAAUCUUGGUCCUCAUGAUUUAGCAUGGCUGCUCAAAUUCUGGAGCUUAAAUUAUAUUCCCCCUCAUAAAUUACGGUCAUUUUCCAGGUGGCCACGGUUUGGUAUCCCCAGAGUUCCCAGAUCAGGUAAUCUGUCACUUGAUAGAGUAAUGACAGAAUUUAUGUUCCGAAUUGAUGCUACCCCUGCAUGUAUAAGGCACAUGCCUUUGCAUGAUGAUGAUCCAGCAAAGGGACUAACGUUUAAGAUGACAAAGUUGAAAUAUGAAUUCUAUUAUAGUCGGGGUAAGCAAAAGUUUACAUUUGAAUGCAAGCGUGAUCCUCUGGAACUUGUAUAUCAAGGUCUUGACCUCCACAUGCCCAAAGUGUACAUAAAUAAGGAAGAUUGCACAACUGUUGCAAAAGUAAUUCAAACAACUAGGAAAAGGUCACUGACCCUUUCAAUGGAUAGGAUACCAAGUGAUAAAAACAGAACCACCAGCUCAGAAAGACAUCAGGAUGAUGGGUUUUUGUUAUCAUCUGAUUAUUUUACGAUACGCAAGCAAUCCCCAAAGGCUGAUCCUGCAAGGUUAUUGGCAUGGCAAGAAUCUGGUAGAAGAAAUCUUGAGAUGACGUAUGUGAGAUCUGAAUUUGAAAAUGGUAGUGAAAGUGAUGACCAUGCAAGAUCAGAUCCCAGUGAUGAUGAUGGAUACAAUGUUGUAAUUGCUGACAAUUGUCAACGGAUUUUUGUAUAUGGUCUGAAACUUCUGUGGACUCUUGAAAAUAGAGAUGCUGUUUGGUCUUGGGUAGGUGGGAUAUCCAAGGCAUUUGAACCUUCAAAGCCUUCUCCCUCUCGCUUACGUGCGCAAAGAAAAUUACAGGAUGAAAGCAAUGCCUCAGAUCAUGUGAAGACAAAGAAAAAUGAUAACCAAAAAUCUCACAUCAUUGACGUCGCAAGUUCUUCUUCCCAGUACAUCGAAGCUUCAAAAUCUCAUUCUUCCCCGUCGAAUUCAGAGGCAGUGGAAAAUCCUUUUCCUAGUGCAAUCAUGAAAUACAGCAAAAUAGAUGAUCCUGAAGAGGAAGGCACCCGUCAUUUCAUGGUGAAUGUCAUUGAGCCACAAUUUAAUCUUCACUCAGAGGAAGCUAACGGUAGGUUCUUACUUGCUGCUAAGAGUGGCCGAGUUUUAGCACGAUCCUUUCAUUCAGUUCUACAUGUUGGCUAUGAAAUGAUUGAACAAGCACUUGUUGGGGAAAUGAUCCAGCUGCCUGAUUCUAACCCAGAAAUGACAUGGAACCGCAUGGAGUUCUCUGUAAUGUUAGAACAUGUGCAGGCUCAUGUAGCCCCGACUGAUGUGGAUCCUGGCGCUGGACUGCAGUGGCUUCCUCGAAUUGGCCGGAGCUCGCCCAAAGUAAAGCGUACCGGCGCUCUACUAGAGAGGGUAUUUAUGCCCUGUGACAUGUACUUCCGCUAUACAAGACACAAAGGUGGCACUCCUGAUUUAAAGGUUAAACCAUUGAAGGAACUUACAUUCAACUCUCAUAAUAUAACAGCUGCAAUGACCUCAAGACAAUUCCAAGUCAUGCUUGAUGUCUUGACCAAUCUUCUUUUUGCUCGACUUCCGAAGCCACGGAAAAAUAGUCUAACAUAUUCAACUGAAGAUGACGAUGAUGUUGAAGAGGAGGCAGAUGAAAUGGUUCCUGACGGUGUUGAAGAGGUAGAAUCGGCUAAAAUUAACCUUGAAAAGAAAGAGAGGAUGCAGAAGUUGAUCCUUGAUGAUAUAAGGAAAUUGUCAACGCAGUGUGAUAUCUCUGCAGAUCCACAUCCAGAGAUGGAAAUAGAACUGUGGAUGGUAACUAGCGGAAGAUUCACACUGGUGCAAAAAUUGAAAAAAGAACUCAUGAUUGCACAUAAGGCAAGACAGGCUGCAUCAACAUCACUAAGACAGGCUUUGCAGAAAGCUGCACAGCAAAGAUUAAUGGAGAAAGAAAGAAAUAAAAGCCCUUCUUGUGCUAUGCGUAUUUCUUUGCAGAUUAAUAAGGUGGUGUGGGCCAUGUUUGUUGAUGGAAAAUCUUUUGCUGAAGCUGAGAUAAAUGACAUGAUCUAUGAUUUUGACAGAGAUUACAAGGAUGUUGGUGUUGCUAAAUUCACUACAAAGUACUUUGUUGUGAGAAACUGCCUUCCUCAUGCCAAGUCUGACAUGCUCCUGUCUGCAUGGAAUCCUCCUGCUGAGUGGGGAAAAAAAGUUAUGCUACGUGUGGAUGCAAAACAAGGAUUUUCAAAGGAUGGUAAUUCCCCCCUUGAAUUAUUUCAGGUGGAAAUUUUCCCUUUAAAAAUACAUUUGACCGAGUCCUUGUACAAGUUGAUGUGGCAAUACUUCUUUCCUGAAGAAGAACAAGAUUCCCAAAGGAGGCAGGAAGUGUGGAAGGUUUCAACUACAGCUGGUUCAAGGCGGGUAAAGAAAGGUUCAACAGUUCAUGAUGCAUCUACAUCUGGCAUUCAUACCACAAAAGAUGCGGAAACAUCUAAAUCUAGCUCCUCUGCCUUUGCGGUGUCGAGCACUGUUAUUCAGUCUAGCACUACUGCCAAUACUUCCCAUGCAUCCAAAUUUCAAAAUCCAAACGCAUAUAGUGUUGGCCGCUCAAAACCAGAACUGCGAAGAUCAUCCUCCUUUGAUAGAACAUGGGAAGAAAAUGUAGCAGAAUCCGUGGCUAAUGAGCUUGUAUCACAGGCGAACUCCUCCAGCAAAGGCAGUUCCGGCACUGGUGUUGAGCAGCAAGAUGAAAUCACAAGAAAUAAAUCAAAAGAUAACAAACUAGUAAAACCUGGCCGAUCCUCCCAUGAAGAGAAAAAGACAGGAAAAGUGCAAGAUGAGAAACGAUCUCGACCUCGAAAGUUGAGGGAGUUCCACAAUAUCAAAAUUAGUCAGGUUGAGCUGCUAGUUACAUAUGAAGGGUCGAGAUUUGCAGUAAGCGACUUAAGAUUGCUGAUGGACACUUUUCAUCGUGUUGAGUUCACGGGGACUUGGAGAAGGUUAUUCUCUCGAGUAAAGAAGCACAUAAUUUGGGGGGUGCUAAAAUCAGUCACGGGGAUGCAGGGAAAGAAGUUCAAAGAUAAAGCUCAAUCAAGUAGCAUCGGUGCCCCGGAGAAUGAUCUCAAUCUCAGCGACAGUGAUGGAGGUUCAGCUGAGAAAACUGAUCCGAACCCCAUGUCCUGGCCCAAGCGCACCAACGAUGGAGCAGGCGAUGGUUUUGUUACCUCUAUACGGGGCCUCUUCAACUCUCAGCGCCGCAAGGCCAAAGCUUUUGUUCUGCGAACCAUGAGGGGCGAAGCCGAGAAUGAACUCCACGGUGAAUGGAGCGAAAGUGAUGCCGAGCCAUUUGCCAGACAGCUCACCAUCACCAAAGCUAAAAGGCUGAUCAGACGUCACACUAAGAAGUUUCGUUCUAGAGGACAGAAAAAUUUAUCGAUGCAGCAGAAAGAGUCACUCCCUGCAUCCCCCCGGGAAAGCACCCCCUAUGAAAGCGAUUCUUCAAGCGGAUCCUCACCCUAUGAGGAUUUCCACGAAUAAUAUCUCCAGAUAUCUUAUAGAAAUCAUAUUCUUCCCAAGUUCCUAGAUGGAGCUUCUGGAACAGCCUUUUUCGCCCGAUCAAGUUUGAUGAUCUCCAAUCAGUCUGUGGGGCAAAGAAAUCUGGAGUUCUUUUUCAUGCUAAAAAUAAGGUUUGAUCACCCCGACUGACGACAAAAUUCAUGCAACAAUUCAAGGACGAAAACUCCUAUUUCACGUGGAAGUUGUGCUAUCUGAUCCGGCUGUUCUGAUUGUGCUGAAAUAUUCUCGUCCUCUUUCGUGGAGCUGGUAAGCUUUACAUACUCAAUAAGUCUUGGUUGUCGUGUGCUGAAUGUCGAAAAAAAAAAAGGGUGCUAGCUAUUGUAUCACAUAUAAUAGAUACUAUAUAUGCAUAUAUAUAUAUAUCGAUGUGCUUACCUUUGUUAUAUCUGUAUAUGCUUAUGCUGCCUGGUUUGAGUGAAUUUUUUUAACGUGUA